Messenger RNA from Chelmon rostratus (copperband butterflyfish), 4066 nucleotides. RefSeq names its product non-SMC condensin II complex, subunit G2 (gene ncapg2). The record is from RefSeq and is a predicted model, not a curated record. The transcript has 27 exons. Lineage: Eukaryota; Metazoa; Chordata; Actinopteri; Chaetodontiformes; Chaetodontidae. The coding region runs from base 119 to 3550 and encodes 1143 amino acids. Gene Ontology annotation, biological process: mitotic sister chromatid segregation. Gene Ontology annotation, cellular component: condensin complex; nucleus.
GCGCGGGUUUGCUGUUAUGGUUGCUUGUCAUCCGUCUGUUGUGGAGUGGCAAAAUUACAAAUAAAACGGUUUACUGGGAAUCUUAACGUCGUUUCUCGUCGCUUGGAAAACCGAAAACAUGUCCAAGCGAGAGGCGUUUUUAGAGGCCGCCUGUAAGGAAAAUGUGGAGGACUUCCUUCGCUUUAUCCAGCUUCAUAAGGACAAAACGGAGCCUUUCGAUGUGGAGGAGGUGGUGCAGGAGAUGCCCAGAGACCAGAGACAGACUCUGUGGGGAAACCUGGCUUCACUCCUCCAGGAAGUCCUGCAGGAGUUACCGCCGGAGCGCUGGGAGGAGGGCAGGGCGGAGGGUAUGGAAGUGGAGAUGGCUGCAGACCCUAAACAUGUCAUGGCUGUUGUGGACGGUGUGACACUAGUGGCUGUGGUAUCCUCAAAGGUCCUGCAAGACGGCGACACCUACAGUGCCCUUCUGGAAAUUGCCCACAGGCUUCAUGAUGUUCUGGUGUCGCUGCCUGUCUCAGAGGCACCUCUGCAGCCCCAUAUCCACACGCUGUGUGAGGCCUGGUGGAAGAAGGGCCUGAAAGAGAAAGAAAAGUUUGGUCGCACUGCUCUCCUCAUAUCUCUGCAGAAGAGCUUCAUUUUGAAGAAACCGGGUGUUGAGAUCCUAAGAGUCUGGAGUCUGCACGAUGUGCUUUUGAGCCUGGACUACACGUCAGAAGACAACAAGCAGAUUAUCGACUUGUUGCUUCAGUGCUUUCACAGCCCUGCUUACAUUAGAAACGAUGACGGAAAGCGAUUCCUGGUAUUUCUUUUCAGCUGGAACGUCAGCUUCAUCUGGGUUAUUCAUGGAACCAUCAAAAACCAGCUGGAGUUUUAUAGCAAGGCCAUGACGACUCAUAUUAUGGAGAUCUACUUCAGAGCAUGGAAGAAGGCUAGCGGGGACUUCCAGGAGCAGAUCGAGAGCUCGUGCAUUCAGGAUUUUAUGCAGAAUGCCAUCUUCCUUCACAGAACAUCUCCUGUCCAUGCCAAAGUCCGACAGAUUGUGAGCUAUUUCCAUGCAAGGAAGGGCUGUCACAAGGUGGACAAGAUGCUCUACAAUCUAUACAAGCCCAUUCUCUGGAAAGCUUUAAGUGCUCCAAACUUUGAGGUGCGCGCAAACGCCACUUUCCUUUUCACUGAGGCCUUCCCAGUCCAUGACCCGGAUCAGAACAACAAAAAUGUGGAUGAGGCCAUUCAGAAGCAGCUGGACACAGCAGUGGGCCUCCUCAAUGACCCUCAUCCCACGGUGCGUUCAAAUGCCACGCUGGGAGUCUGUAAGAUCCUGGCUAAGUGCUGGGAGCUCCUUCCUCCUACAGUCAUCGCAGACUUCUUGAAGAAGCUGGUGUCGGAGCUGGCGGCUGAUAGCAGCUCCCCUGAUGUCCGGUGCUCAGUCUUCAAGUGUCUGACUAUUGUAUUGGACAACGCGCUCAGCCAUCCGCUGUUGGAAAAACUCCUGCCUACUCUCAAAUACAGCCUUCACGACACCUCGGAGAAAGUCCGCAUUGCUUUCCUUGACAUGCUUAUCAAGGUGAAGGCUGUGCGUGCUGCCAAGUUUUGGGAUGUGUGCAGCAUGGACCACCUGCUGGCCCGCCUGGCUAUCGAUUCCCAUUCGGUGUCCAAGCGCAUCGUCGAUCUGCUCUUCAAAUCCUUCUUCCCUGUCAACGAUUCUGAGAGGGAGUGGUGCUGUCGGUGCAUCACCCUCAUCCAGAUGAACCCCAUGGCUGCCAGGAAGUUCUACCUGUAUGCCCAUAAACACACAGCCCCCACUAACAUAAUAAAGCUGAUGUUGGCCAUUCGCCGUGUUCUGAACAGCUGUAUCCAGACUGACCUGUCUGAGCUGAAUGACAGCAACAAGGAGAACAGCGCACAGGCUGAACCUCUGCUGGGGAAAGACAUGUCCGUCAUGUCCCGUCUGCUGGAGGUCGUGGUCAUCCUGUGGAGAAGUGUCGAGAAGGCCCUGAAACAACAUGAAGAGGCCCAGAAGUACACUUAUGCCAAGUUUGGAAAUGUCAUGGCCAAGUAUUUCCAGACCUUUGAGGAUGAACAAUGCACCGUUCCUCUCAUACAGCUGGCCUCCUUCAUGCCCUCUGCUGCAGUUCCAACGUUCAGCUGUGGCGUUCUGUCCAGACUGAGGAGGAUGGACCCAGGAGCAGCGCCAGCACAGUACAGCCAGCUGUUAGACUGCAUGUGCAGCUGGGGCCACGCCGCCGACAUCCUCGAACUUGUCACCGACUGGCUCGCCGAGGCUCUGCCCAAGCCAGGGGACAAGGGGAACACCAACCGAAAGGUGCGUAUCCAGGAGACGGUGGAGGCCAAACCUGACCUGGCUCUGGCCUACCUGGAGCACCUGUUCAGCCGCGCUUCAACACGAGAGAAAGUCCUGGCUCUCGGUGAGAGGCCACUGAAGCAGCUCCAUACAGUUCUAGGAAACUGGAGGUCAGUGCUGUACACUCACCUCAGCGCCACCACAAAAGACCCUAAAAGUCCCGGUGUGGAGACGGCCCUGAAAGUCUUCAUGUACCACGGUCGUCUCGGUGCACAUCUGCAACAUAAUGCCUCGGAGGGUCGAGACUACCUGCUCUCUCUGGAGCAUGUGGCAGCAUGGAUAGCUGAGAGGGUGUUACCCUUCCUGACUAAACAUCCCAGUGAUGGUGAUGAUGAUGAUGAGGAGGAGAGGGAUCUGGAGAGGUCUCAGCCACUGGCUGCACAGAUAACCGAGAGUUUCCUGACAGUGUGCCGAGACGUUUUGCUCGUGGGUUUGGGCGACGAGACGCUCAAGGGUCAAAUCCUCCGCCUGUGCUCCCUCACCCUCCUCUCAGAGGCGGGCUACCUGUGCAUUCCUGCAGUGCUGCUGAUUUUGAAGGAGGUGGCAGACAGCUACGUACCGGAGGACAACAACCAGGCUCAGGAAAACCAGGAAGACCCCACAACUGUCAUUCUGAGUGUGGUGGCCAACAUCUUCCAGAAGAUUAUAGAGCUCUUGGCCCGCCGUGUUAGGAAGGACCCAGAGGAGGGAAAACAGCUGUGCCAGGCUGCCGUUCCCAGCCUGACAGACUUCCUCCAAGCGGCUCAGACCUGGGACACGGCACCUCUCAGCGGGGUCUUCUCUACUCUUUUUGCCGUCAUCGUCGUGGAGAAGAGACAUUUGCUUCAGAAGAUUACCCAUCCUGAGGAGGUGAUCCCUUCAGAGUCACUGGAGGACAUGCCUCCUCUGUCCAACACCCUACUGUCUGUCAUCCUCAAAUCACCCUCUGUUACCAGGGCCUUUUUGUCAGAGGUUGUCUCAUCGUUGGACUCGGAGGCCAUCUGCAGUCUGCAUGAGCUGGCCGCCGUCCUGCACGUCUUAGCGGUCAUCAAACACGCGGGUCAGUCUAAAGCGGGCUUGAAGAGCGCAGCCACAUCUGUCCAGCUGCAGCUUCACAAACAUGCAGUCACAUCUGUAGACAGCACAGACAUCCAGAGGGUUAUAUAUGAAUCUUCUGUGAAGGCCUUGAAUGAAAUUCUGGAUUUCUAAGUUGACCUGUUUGAUAUGUAUAUCUGCUUCACAUUGUAUUUUUAUGCAGCCAAGGAGAACAGUAUAAUAUCUGCUUUUCUACUCGCAUUACAGACUUUUGUUUGGCAGAAAACAAUGGAAAAAAUGAAUAUUUCGGCUACACUGACCAGGCUUUUAAAACAUAUGAUUUGGAUUGAAAUCUAAAGCUGAGGACAAGUGCCUGUCUGUUACCAUGUUUUUCCAGAUUGGCUCCACUUCUCUGUGUUUAUUUAUUUCUUGAUGGCACCCAUUGCUCAAGUCUCGUCUCUCAGGCUUUGUGCAUUCAUAAUGUUCAGAAAUAUUGAUUGUGUACUCCAGACUGCAGACGUAUGGUUUCUUCCUGGCAUUCUUCUUUAAAGCUUUCUCUCCAGAGCUCUUGCUCCACUUAUUUUUUGACCAGUUUCAUUUCAUGUUUCACUCUGUGUGUUUAUAUAUCUGUCGGUCUGUCAGUGUGUAAGCUAUAGUGUGCUGCCUAUGAGAAUAAAACAAACGAUAUCA